This is a messenger RNA of Zophobas morio, 2208 nucleotides long. Its product is annotated as retinol-binding protein pinta-like. Gene Ontology annotation, cellular component: membrane. The transcript has 5 exons. Bases 150 to 1007 code for a protein of 285 amino acids. The record is from RefSeq and is a predicted model, not a curated record. Lineage: Eukaryota; Metazoa; Arthropoda; Insecta; Coleoptera; Tenebrionidae. Gene Ontology annotation, molecular function: phosphatidylinositol bisphosphate binding.
GCAAGUUUUAAACUCGUUUAAGUGUUGAUACCGAAGUUAAAAGAUCAUGCGAUCUCUCUGAGAACGAAAUCUGUGUAACAAACAUCAAAGUUUUAUCCGUGACAAAAAGAUCAAAGUGCCGUAUUAACUACAAAAUAAUUGUGUCAGUGAUGUCUUUACAUCUUGCAGACGUGAGUUCCGAAUACGAAAAAAACAAACAUUUAAAAAAAGAAGAAGUCAAAAAAUUUAACGACUGGGUAAACCAACAACCUCAUCUGCCGAAAAUCAACGAGCUUCAAGCCAUAUUUUUCCUUCAUGCUUGCUAUUACAACGAGGAUAUGGCGAAAAAAACAAUAGAUAACUUUUUCACCAUAAAAAGUAGGCAUCCAAGCCUUUUUAAAAUGAGAAACCCAUAUAAAUCCCCAGUCAAAGAAUCUCUCGAUGUUGCACUUCUUACACCUUUACCCAAAAAAACCCCUGAAGGCUAUACCAUCAUGUUUAUUAAAAUUAUAGACGUCACUCCCAGUAGCUUAAAUACAGAAGCGCAAUUAAAAAUGUUUGAUAUGACGUGUAUGCUACAUCUUCAUCAAUAUGGCACCUCUGAUGGUUACGUGGUUGUUUUUGAUAUGGAAGGAACAAGUUUUGGACACUUGUUCCACAUAUCGCCACUUGCUUUAAAAAAAUUUUUACAUUAUGUACAAGAAGGUAUACCAGCACGUUUGAAAAGACUACAUUAUGUGAAUAUUGUUCCUUUUAUGGAUAAGGUUUUAGCUUUGAUUAAACCAUUCGUAAAGAAAGAACUCUACGAUACAAUUUAUUUACACAACACCAUUGACGAUUUAACAAAAUAUGUUCCUCUUGAAUGUUUGCCGAAAGACUAUGGAGGCUCCGCAGAAACUGUAUCGGAUCUGCAAGAAAAAAUUAAGAAGAAAGUGCUAGAAAAUGUCGAUUUUUUUGAAUGGGAGGAUAAGCAGAACGUGGAUGAAAGCCAAAGGCCAAAAAUUGAGAAGUACUGGUUUAAAUGGUAGUUAAAUAAUUAAUAUGGAUCUAUUCUCCGUUCCACUUUGAGUUGGCAGUAUAAAAAAUUCGUAACCAAUACAUUUUAAGUAGCAGAAUUCCCCGCGGUGUUGUCAGUUAUCAAAAAGUUGCCGAUUUGUUGAAGAAAUUGAUACAUGCACAUCUUAUCUUGAACUUUUUGUCAUUGUCAAUUUCAUAAUAAAUCCUAUAAUUUCUCAAAUUUUCACAAUUUUAAAAUUGCGUUUUUUAGUUCAUCGUGUUGUAUUUUUACAUUUUUAUCACAUCAUAUUUUAAAAUCUAUUUUAUUUUAAGGCAUUGUUUUUUAACGAUAGUAGUCAUAAACUGUGAUUGCAUUUACGUCUAAAAUAAACGUGUUUCGUAAUCUUCAUGAGCGGGGUUUUUUAUUACUGGAAAUUUUGAAAUUGAUCUGCGACAAAGUAAUACUUAAUAAACUGGAAUUAUUUUGGAAAAAUUAAUAUAAUCAAUCACAAGUUCUACUUCCAGUCUCGGUUAAUAUCCCGUAUCCGACACAUCGCCCAAGUUUGAAAAUUUUUACCUCAAAGGCAAAAGCGGCGUCAAGUACUGCUUCAUUACAAAAAAUAUUUUAAACCAAAAUCUACAACUUUGCUGUUGAUCUAUUUUAAAAUCUUCCGUAAUAAAACAAAAUCGCAUGUAAAAAAUUCGAAUACACCAUUUUUGCAACUAACAAGGAAAUAUUUUUUGGAAGGAUAUUAGUACAGCCAAAGUUACUUUGUUAAAAUCAGUAGUGUUUGGUUAUAUUUAUUACCCUUAAAAAAAACUAAGACAAAAUUUUGAAUAUUUUUUGAAAUAUGACGUAAUGAAAAAAUAAAAACUAAAAUUAUGAAAAUCCAAAAAACAAUGCAAUUUACUAUGAUAUUUUGAUGUAUAAAAAUCGAAUUUUCACAUAAAGAGACGCGGAAUGGCAGAAAAUUUAUGAUAAAUAUAUGUAUAUCUUUAGAAAUCGAUUUUCUACGCUGAUACUGAUAACUCAAAGUGAAAUGGAGAAUAAACCAAAAAAAUAAAGUAUUAAACACUUUGAAUACUUUGAAUUUGACAUGUAUUAUUAACGUCAGGUACAAUGUUACCGUGUUCUCAAAAUUUCAGAGACUUUUUCACAAUUCACGCACAAAUAUAAUCUCAUUAACUACUUAAUUAGUCUAUUUAAUUAAAUACAAGUUUACCACCACUUCA